GAGCCAUCCAUUGGUGGGUCGUACUGAAAUGGUACUGUACGAGGAUAAUCGUAAGCAGAGUAGUUUCGAGUCCAAAAUCGGCUCCGGCGGGCGGCGGCCGCAUCUCCAUCUCCACCCUUCCUGGAAACACGACCCCUCGAGACAACCAAGGCGAGAGCCCCAAUCUUCUUGGCCCCCUGCCGUUAAAGAAAAUUUACUUCUUCGCCCCACGUUCGUUGACCUGCAAGCUCCGCUCUCCAAUCUCUCUGCUCUUGCGGCAGGCAGCACGGCGGCCAAUGGCGCAGGACGAUCCGGUUGUCUCUGCGCAAUGGCUGCAGCAGCACCUAGGGCAGCCCGAUAUCAAGGUAUUGGAUGCUUCCUGGUACAUGCCACAAGAGAGCAGGGACCCAUGGCAAGAAUACCAGGUGGCCCAUAUUCCUGGUGCGCUGUUCUUCGACAUCGAUGGAAUCGUCAAUCGGGCAACUGAUUUGCCACACAUGCUGCCAUCAGAAGAGGCUUUUGCUGCGGCUGUUUCUGCAUUUGGUAUCAAUAACCAUGAUAAAGUUAUUGUUUAUGAUGGAAAGGGCUUCUUCAGUGCGCCUCGUGUUUGGUGGAUGUUCAGAGUUCUUGGACACGAUAAAGUUUGGGUCUUAGAUGGAGGUUUCCCUCAGUGGCAAGCUUCUGGAUUCAACAUUGCAAGCAGCUGCCCUGAUGAUGCAGUUCUGAAAUCCAAAGCGGCAAAUAAUGCUGUUGAAACAGCUUAUAAUGGUAAAUUGGCAAAUGCUGUCACAUUUCAAACAGAGUUUCGACCUCAGCUAUUCUGGACACUAGAAAAGGUCAAACAAAAUGUAGCUGCUAAGGCUCAUCAAGUAGUUGAUGCCCGAGCAAAGGGCAGAUUUGAUGGUGUAAUGCCAGAACCAAGGGAAGGAGUAAGAAGUGGGCAUAUACCUGGAACUAAAUGUGUUCCAUUCCCUGAGAUGUUUGAUGGUGCACAAACGCUCCUCCCUGCAGAUGAGCUAUCAAAAAAGUUUGAGCAAGAAGGCAUUUUGCUUGAUCACCCGAUUGUCGUCACAUGUGGAUCUGGUGUAACUGCCUGCAUACUUGCCCUGGGCCUCUAUAGAAUCGGUAAGCAUGACGUUCCAGUUUACGACGGAUCUUGGACAGAAUGGGAAGCGCAGCCCGAUAAUGAUUACCCAAAAGUUGCUUCAACUGCCCCUUAAAUCAACCAUUCUGUAGUGAUGAAUGCAGCUGUUGCAUUCUGCGGCAUUCAGCCCAGAUCGUCAGCACAAUGAUACUUCUCUGUGGCAAGCUUUGCACCGAAGUCGCCCAAAAGGUUAUAGGGAAAAGAGAAAUAUCUUUUGUACUAUGGCCAAUGGCUAUAGGCCGAUAAAGAGGAAAUCCUGUGUCGACUUAAUUUAUAAUGAUGUUGUACUUAACAAAAUCUUGACUUGAAAACAAGAUUAUUUGUCUGAAUUGAUUA
Triticum urartu is the source of this 1459-nucleotide messenger RNA. Lineage: Eukaryota; Viridiplantae; Streptophyta; Magnoliopsida; Poales; Poaceae. The record is from RefSeq and is a predicted model, not a curated record.